UAGUACAUUCACUUCAAUUGAACAUUGAACAAUACUCUGGAGAUGGAAAGGUCAGGGAUAAUAUCUGACACCAAUCUAGAACAGCCAGGCUGAAUGAUCUUUUAUUUUUUAUCCUUAUAGCCACGCCUGUUGUACACGCAUCCGGGUGAACCCAUGUGAACCAUCACCCUCUUGAAGUCCACAAGUCAAUCAGCUAAGCAAAUCAUUUCAAAAAGUUAGCACAACAGCACCGCACAUCACCUACAAAAGUCAGCACAAGAAUAUCAGUUGAAAAGCUAACUGUUAGUAACAGCCCUAAGAAUGAGUUACCUUGUAAUCAGUCUCUGCUGAACUGAUCCUAUUAAUCAAAGGCCAUACAGAUAUGCAGGAGUACAGAAGGAUGUCAUUGAAAAGAUGACUCAAGAAUUGUUGCAAACGGGUAUCAUCUAGCACAGUGUAAGUUCUUUUGCUUCAUCUGUAGUUCUAGUUAAGAAGAAAGAUGGGUCUUGGCGCAUGUGUAUAGAUUACAGAACUCUAAAUAAGCAGACUGUGAAGGAUAAAUAUCCCAUACCCCUCAUUGAAGAGCUGUUAGAUGAGUUGCAAGGAUCAAAAAUUUUUUCUAAGAUUGAUCUUAGAUCGGGAUACCAUCAAAUUUGAAUGUAUCCACCAGAUGUUCCAAAAACAGCUUUCAAAACUCAUGAAGGGCAUUAUGAAUAUUUAGUCAUGCCAUUUGGUCUCACCAAUGCACCUUCUACUUUUCAAUCUCUUAUGAAUGAUAUUUUCAGAGUUUACCUUCGAAAAUUUGUCUUGGUAUUCUUUGAUGAUAUCCUUGUUUACAAUAAGAGCUUGGAAGAGCAUAUCUGCCAUUUGAGACAGGUAUAUAAGCUGUUGAGAGAUAAUGAGCUAUUUGCGAGGCAAAGCAAAUGUUUCUUUGGUUGUGAUAGGAUAGAUUAUCUUGGGCACUAUAUCUUUGAAGAAGGAGUUUCUACUGAUCCUAAGAAGAUUUUAGCUGUUCAGCAAUGGCCUCAAUUGAAGACUGUUAAGGAAUUGAGGGGAUUUCUCGGUUUGACAGGAUAUUAUCGAAGGUUUAUUCGGAAUUAUGGGAGUUUGAGUAAACCUUUGACAGAAUUGCUUAAAAAAGAGGGGUUUCAUUGGUCAAGGGAGGCUAGUGAAGCUUUUGAAUCCCUUAAGCAUGCUGUGACAACAACUCCAGUGUUGGUUUUGCCAGAUUUUUCCAAGGAGUUUGUAGUGGAGACCGAUGCUUCUAAUACUGGAAUUGGUGCUGUUCUUUUACAACAAGGGCAUCCAAUAGCCUUUAUCAGCAAGGCUUUGUCCUUAAGACAUCAAAGUUUAUCAGUUUAUGAAAAGGAGUUGUUAGCUCUAAUUUAUGCAGUGCGUAAGUGGUCACAUUAUUUGACUGGAAGGCAUUUUAUCGUCAAAACAGAUCACCAGAGUUUGAAUUAUAAAAAGGGCAAAGAAAAUGUGGUAGCAGAUGCCCUUUCUCGGGUGUCCAGUAACCAGCUCAUGCAAAUGGCAGUCUCUAGGAUUCUUCCUGGUAUUUAUGAAGAGGUGAAACUUAGCUGGGAAGUUGAUCCAGUGCUUCGGGAAAUCUUUGUUGGGAAUAAUGCUGCUCUUAGGAGGAAGUUGAUUCAUUUGGUGCAUGAUAGUGCAAUGGGAGGUCACUCUGGAAUUCAAGCUUCCACAAAAAGGCUUGCACUUUUGUUUUAUUGGAAAGGCUUAGAGAAAGAUGUGAGGCAGUACAUAAGGCAGUGUGAUGUAUGUCAGCGUUACAAACCAGAAAAUACUCCAACUCCAGGGCUAUUGCAACCUCUGCCAAUUCCUGAAGCAAUUUGGACUCAAGUUAACUUACAAAAUAUGCACAUUUCAUUGCCUUACAACACUUACUCAGCUCUUACUGUUGCACAAGCUUACAUGGACAAUGUCUUUAAGUUGCAUGGAUUGCCUCAAGAAAUUGUAUCUGAUAGGGAUCCCAUUUUUCUUAGUAAUUUUUGGCGGGAGUUGUUCAAACUCCAGGGGGUUGAACUGCAAUGUUCUUCUGCUUAUCAUCCUCAAACUGAUGGGCAAACAGAGGUGGUGAAUAGGUGUCUUGAAAAUUAUUUGAGGUGCAUGACUGGUGAUCGUCCGACGGAGUGGAGCAAGUGGUUACCUCUUGCUGAGUGGUGGUAUAACACUAAUUUUCAUACUGCUACCCAAAUUUCUCCAUUUGAGGUUUUGUAUGGAUUUCCACCACCAUUGCAUAUAGUUUAUGUACCUGGAGAUUCAGAUGUUGCAGCUGUUGAUCAAAGUUUGCAAGCUCGGGAAGCUAUGUUGAAGAAAGGGAACAAGUUCGCAAGCCACCGGAUGAAAUCAGUUACGUGGCAACACGGUGGGGAGAGUGACGCAGCGAGUGGCGAAGGGCGACUAUCCUUAGCGUUCCUCUAGCCAAAAUUUUAGACUACUGUUUGGUCUCACUCCUUUAGUUUCGCCAAUGAGUGCCACAUCAUUAGUUAAUGCCAUGUCACAUCCUACGCGACUAUUUAUUUUGUUAGAGUUAUGAGUUGAAUAACCAAAAUGUUGAUUUCGAUAAAGUUGGAUGACUACCCAAUAAAUUCACCCAUUAAUGAACUAUGAACAUUUCU
Rubroshorea leprosula is the source of this 2618-nucleotide messenger RNA. Lineage: Eukaryota; Viridiplantae; Streptophyta; Magnoliopsida; Malvales; Dipterocarpaceae. The record is from the annotation of a GenBank genome assembly.